CCCCUGCUAUUGCAGGCUUUCAUAAGCUACGGUAACCGCUUAUCAUCAGGUUGGCCGUAUGCUUCUUUGCCAACUCAGUGUUAUAAAAAAAGUUCUUCAUCCUGCAUAAACUUAUCCACGGAUCAAUAUAGAUUACAUUCUAAAUUCAAUGCGGAUUACUUUAAGCUUUUUAGUGUGUUAAUUCGCGUCGCAGGCGCCGGCCAUCGACCUGCGCACGCGCAUUGUUAUUUAUAUAUUAUAUAUCAUAAUUUUUUAAAUAUGUUUAGAUAUAUUUCUGUAUUUUUAUUGGCAUUAGCCACGGCUCUGAGUCAGGUGCCAUAUGAUUACUACCACGUGCUACACCUGCCUCACGAUCCACCCCUAUAUCCGGUGUUAGAGAAAGCACCGCCAACAGAAUUCACAUGCGCCGGAAGGACGAGGGGAUAUUAUGCUGACGUUCAUACCGGUUGUCAGGUAUACCACUUCUGUUGGAGACAUCGUCUAGUCAGUACAGACCUCUGUGCUAAUGGUACUCUCUUCAACGAACAGUUCCAAGUCUGCGAUCAUUUCUACAACGUGAGAUGCGGUUCGCCUUACAUUGAUUUAUAGGUCGAAAUAUGAAGCCUUACAUUACGUAAGUACAAG
Galleria mellonella (greater wax moth) is the source of this 624-nucleotide messenger RNA. Its product is annotated as U-scoloptoxin(01)-Er1a-like. The transcript has 4 exons. The coding region runs from base 259 to 588 and encodes 109 amino acids. NCBI's taxonomy places the organism in Eukaryota, Metazoa, Arthropoda, Insecta, Lepidoptera, Pyralidae. Gene Ontology annotation, molecular function: chitin binding. Gene Ontology annotation, cellular component: extracellular region. The record is from RefSeq and is a predicted model, not a curated record.